UGGCGUAAGUUAUAUAAGAAGAUGCUUGAUAGGUCAUCCGCACCCGUAGACGUGACACUGUGAAGCUUUGAUAUAAUUCGUUUAAGACAUCAUCAAAAGUGAAAUAAACAUUUUUCGGUAGUGCAAAUUAUAGUUUAGUUACACAUGACUGAAGAAUGUAGGUGUGGAGUAUGAAACGCAGAGAAGCCAGAGUAAAUUACCAAAUUAUAUGUAAUAAUUAAAAUAUGAUCACAGUUUAAAUUAUGACUCCAAAUAUGACCACCAGUAGCGCUAAAACCAGUUGAGUGGUAAUGUUGAUGAUAACAGAGGAAACUCGCUGGUCGUGACGUCCUCGUCCUUUCUACAUCCGCCCACCAUGUCGAUACCAGCAAAUUCUGUUAAGUUUAUUCAUCUAUACAUAUGUUUAUUAUCGAUAUCUGUCCAUUAAUUUCAUUCCGUGACUGUGGUGCAGGUUGCGCCGCGCAGCGAUAAUGAUGAUGUAUUUUUGGUAGAACGCAGUACAGCGCUCCUUACUUCUUAGUUCAUGGCGACGACAAGCAAGCAUACGCAUAUUAUUAUCAUAAUUAUACAUAGCGCAGUGAAAAGAGAUAAUAGCAACUGUUCCUUGGUCGAGACUAUGAGCCACUGAGUCACGAAUUCCUAUUAACUACUACGAAUAAUAAAUUACUUCUACUGACUACUGUAAACUAGUAACUAGUAAUUUAUGCCGGGAAUUAAUGUGUGGUGCUACAAUGAAGGUCUCGUGAUUUUUUUAGUUUAUAAUGGUUAUUAUUUUCAGAGGUUUUCCUGCAUAGGAGUUAAAUUGAACGAGGUAAGCGUUUAAAGUUUCCUGCCUAUUGCACUCACUUUCUCUAUCUUUCUCUACUUGGAUGACAGUAUGACACUAUGACGGUAUGAUAAUAAUUAUAAAUUAUUACUGAUUAACAUAAAUACAUUAUCCAUUUUUUUCUUUACUGCUUAAAUCACCAUCUAGAAUUUGUUUUAUUUAAGUAAUGUUUUAUGUAAUUAGAAAUCAGAUAGAUAUGUAAUGAAAGUUGUAUUGAUUCGUUGAAAGUUUAUGUUUUCAUUGUUAAUUAAAUAUAAAUAAAUUAAAAUCUAAUAUAUUAGAACAUAUUUUUAUAGUAUUAAAUAUCAAUUUAAAAUUUCAUAUUAUGAUUAUAAUUUUCUAUCAAAUAUGAACAUGAUAAUAGAAAAAAAAAGUAGUUUGUCCAAACCAUUGUUCUUUGUAUACUAUAGGUAUAUUGUAAAAUAGUUCUUCAUCAACUAUUAACUAUUAUGGUUAUUAGGUAAUUAUUUAUUAAUUAGUUUUGAUUAAAAUAUUUAAUUCUCAAAGUUAUUAUAUAAUAUAUAACUUUAUUAUAUUUUAUAUUUACUUUAUACACCUUAUUUGUUAUACCAUUUCUUUUUUAUUAACCUAGCUAAAAUAAUGGUCAUAAUUUUUUUUUAUUGCAAUUAGACUGUAACCCAAAGUACAGAUAACAAUUUACAAAAUUAAAUACAUAUUCAAUACAAAAGUAUAUUUUGUUAUCUAAUACAAAAAGUUAAAUUAAAAAAAAUUAUUUUAGGAUAUAUUUACCGAUUGUUAUAUAUUCCUUUGAAUAACAGUAUAUUGCUAAUUUAAUUGUUAUUUUAUAUUUAUUUUUUUUUUAUAUAGUAUUUUAUAAAGUCAUAGAAUCUAUAUAGAAUUAAAAAUUAACAAUUGUAAAUAUUUUAGCUUAUAAAGUAGUAGGUAGAUAAUAUAUAUCCAAUAUUAUAUUAUCAAUAUAUCGUGUAAUAUAUAGUGAUAUUUAAUGAUAUUUGAAUACUUAAGUAUAAACUAUGAGUCAACUGGAUAUUCUCAAGAUUAGGUUUAAAGACAUCUUCAAUGGAACCAUCAAAUAUGUGUUUAGGGUAUUUAGAGGUUAUUUAUUUGAUAGUCUGGGCUUAUACACCACAAUCACAUGAUAGUUAUAUAGUGACUCCUCAAUUAUAAAGCUUAUAAAUAUAACAUCCAUGUCCCAUUCUAAAUCCAUUUAAAAUGGAUUAUUUAAUGUAAGGAGGUUUUUUUUAAAUUUACAGUGACUGGUGGUUCAGUAUUAUAUGACAGUUGAUGUCUGGAGUUGCGCCCAAUAAUUCUAAUAGAUAAGUCACAUAAAGAACUUGUUCUCGCGCACUGUACUUUGAAUGAUUUAUCACUCAUUUAUUGUAUGCAUUGUAUGAUAGCUAUCAGGGUUAUACUUAUUAAUUAUGACAUAAGCCAUUACUAAUUAAAAAUAAUGACCAUAGAGCUCUUUUGCAGUCAGUUAUGUUGGUUUACAUAAUUUCAGCAUCUUAAUAAUGUAAAUGAUAAUCAUAAUAAAAUAAUUAUUCAUCUUUCAGAACAUAAAUAACUCAACAAGUUUGCUUAAUGAAAGACUGUAAGUCAUAUUCAGUAGCACCACCACUGGCAGAUAUUGCAUUGAGGAACAUCUGGAAUUUAGAUAUGGCAUUAGACGUGAAUACCCGAAGUGAAACUGUUGAAUUACUAAGCCGUGAAGCUGACUGUUUAAAACACAAGCUUGAAGAAGAAAGAAAAAAACUCAACGAUGUAACAUGUAUAUAGCUUUUAAUAGAAGUUUUUAUAUUUACUGUAUUAAAUUUUUAAUUUACAAUGUAAACAUUUUAGUGGCAAAUGUUGCCGAACGUCUAGAAGAAAUAACAUUCCUUAAUAUAAAACCUAGACGAUUAUUAAAAGGAAAUCAAGCUAAAAUGCUAUGUUGUGAUUGGUCACCAGAUAAACGACAUAUUGUUUCGUCUUCACAGGUAGAGUAGAAUUUUAUAUAUUAGAAAUUUAAAAAUAUGCUAAUGUUUUUAAUAAAAUAUGCUUGCUUGGUGUCGGUGCAUACAAAUGCUAGGAUGGUAAAUUACUAAUUUGGGAUGCAUUUACAUCUGCAAAAGAACAAACUGUUACAAUGCCAACAACUUGGGUGAUGGCUUGUGCUUAUUCACCAUCGGGUCACUUGGUUGCAUGCGGGUAAGAUUUUUAGGGUACAUCAACACUUGUUAUAAUUUUAAAAUACAUACAAAAUUCUGUACAAUAAAAGUAGUAAUACUUCAUAUAAAUUAAAAAUAAAUAUUGAUUUCUUUUUUAUAUUUUAAGUGGUUUGGAUAACAAAGUAACAGUGUUCAAUGUAUCAAUUCCUGAUGAAGAUUCAUCGGCCAAAAAAAAAACUGUUGGUACACACACAAAUUUUAUGUCUUGUUGUUUAUUUCCUAGUUCAGAUCAACAGGUAUUUAUAGAUUUGUAUAGAUAUAUAGAUAAAUAAUAUAAAUACAUAAAAAUAUUUAUCAUAUUCAAUUUAAUUUUUAAGAUAUUGACUGGGAGUGGUGAUGCUACUGCUGCACUUUGGGAUGUUGAGUCUGGUCAAAUGCUACAGUCGUUUCAUGGCCAUACAGGUGAUAUAAUGUCCAUUGAUUUAUCACCAUCAGAAAUUGGAAAUACUUUUGUGUCAGGUGUAUGUUUUUGUUUUUUUUUUUUUUUUUUUUUUUUUUUACAAGAGAAAUAAUUACAUUUAUAAAUUAAUUUCAAUAUCAAUAUGUUUUUGUAAUAAGUUUUAUUAUUUUAAUGUUUUUUCUGCAUUAGAAAUUUUUUUCCCCCUUAGAGUUGUGAUAAAAUGUUACUUUUAUGGGAUAUGAGGACUGGUCAAAGUGUUCAAUCAUUUGAAGGACAUUUAUCUGACAUAAAUAGUGUCAAGUUUCAUCCAAGUGGAGACGCUGUAGCAUCUGGAUCAGAUGACUCUACGGUAAUUAGAAAUAAUUUGGUUACAUAGAACACGUGUUAAUAUGGCAUAUAUUUAUUUUAUUAGUGUCGCUUGUAUGAUUUAAGAGCAGACAAAGAAGUUGCAGUGUACUCAAAAGAGAGCAUUUUGUUUGGAGUUAAUUCUAUAGAUUUUUCUGUCAGUGGUAAGUUCCUUAUUAAUUUGAAUUAAUAAAAUAAUUUUAAAAAAAUAACUUCAAUUUUUCCCAUCAUUAGGUAGAAUUUUAUUUGGUGGUUACACAGAUUAUACUAUAAAUGCUUGGGAUAGUUUAAAAUGUGAAAGAGUCAGUUUGUUGUAUGGACAUGAAAAUAGAGUUACAAGUAUAAAACUUUCACCUGAUGGAACUGCAUUAGCUUCUGCAAGUUGGGAUGCUUCUUUACGUGUAUGUAACUAUAACAUAAUUUAUUUUACUACGCUUCAUAAUUAUUUCAGUUUUAAAAUAUUUUAUUCUUGGUAUACUUUAAUUUAAAUUUAAAUUAUCAAGUAGAAAUUGCCAAGAAUUGAAUUUUUAUGACUUAGAUUCUUAACAGAACGAGGAAUGUAUUAGUUUUACAAUGUAUUUUUUGAAUUGGUAACUUACUACCAGAAAUCUUGCUCUGAUUUACAAGUGUAGCAAUUUUUCUGAAAAAUAAUCUGACUGGGGAAGUAUUUUCGUUUUUUUAAAUUGUUAUAGUUUUUGUCAAUAUUUGAUCUUAAAUCGCUAAUUAAAAAAAGAACCAUUUUAUUAUAUAAUAUAUCAAAUUACUAUAAAUUAAAAAUUGUUUUGAAUAUUUCACUUUGUCUACAGAAGGCCAAUUUUUAGUAUUCUGUGAAAAUAUUAGAUCUCUUAAGAUUAUUUAAACAGAAUUAAAUCUAAAUACAAAAUUAAAAAUAAUGAAAUCAUUUAUAUGUUAUUAAACUUUCUUACACACUGACCAAUAUUUUUUCUCAGAAAAUGAUACUCUUGUAAUUUGGAUCAAUAUUUCUGGUAGAAAACAAAAUUGUUAACACAGCGGCUCAGAAUUUAAAAUCUGUACCUAUAAAUACUAAUAAUUACUAUGAAAUAAUGAAUGAAUGAAUUUGUUUAAAAAGAAAACCAUUUUUUAUUUAAAUGGUUAAUUAUUUUUUUUAAAUUUAAUUUAUUAACACAAUAUAUAUGUAUUACAUACCAAUUAUUUGUUACAGGUAUGGGCUUAAUUGAUGAAAACUAAUAUUUUAAAAGUAGAUAUCUAGUCAGAUAUAUGAACCGUAAUAUUAUAUAAGUUAAUAUUGAAAAGUUAUAUAAUUUUAGAAUAGAAACAUAUUAAACAAUUUUUUUUUUUUUUUUAAUAUGUUGUAUAUUGAAUUAUUAUUAUGAAAAUUAAUUUAAAAACAAUUGUACUUCCCAUAUUAAAACUAAAUAUACUAAAAAUGAACUUUUAUUCAUAAUCUUCUUCGUUUUGUUUAUAAAACUGUAAAAGUACAUCAAUAUCAACUGGAAUAUAAAGAACAUCAGCAUCACGUUUCCAUUUUACUAAUUGAUGAUCAACAAAUUCAGUUAAUUGACUUCUUAGAGCUAGAUCUGUACUAACUAAAAAUUGUUGACGACACCAACCAUAAAGUAUUGAAAAUGGAACUCCUGUAAAAAUAGAUCAAUUUAAGAUACUUGAAAUAAGUUUAAAGAAAUUUAAAAUCAUUACUUACCACCAUAUUUUUUAUCAUUUUUAUUUUCAAUACGAUCUUUGAUUAGCAAUAGUAAUAUACGUUUAGAAUUGGAAUUUAAUGAUUUGUAAACAUUAUUUAAUGCUGAAAAGGCAUGUAUAGACCCAGUAUUUUUUACCAUUAAAGACUCAAUAUAACUAGUUUCAACUGUAUAUGGUAAAUAAUUAGUACAGUCCAUCCAUAUAAAAUUAUAAUCGCCUAAUUUUGUGUUAUCCCACACUAAAAAAAUUAU
Cinara cedri is the source of this 5688-nucleotide messenger RNA. Lineage: Eukaryota; Metazoa; Arthropoda; Insecta; Hemiptera; Aphididae. The record is from the annotation of a GenBank genome assembly.